AUGCCAAUAACGCAUAGCCCACAGGGGUCGCAAGGGGCUAAGUCGCCCAAUGAUAAAGAUGCAAGUGAUAGUGAAAGUGAAAGUUUCCAUGGUUUCGAUGAAGGCGCGAAGCGCCCUUCUACAAGUGCUGUUGACAAAAGGAUAACGGUUCUUUCUCGUCAACAAUCUCAAGCGCAAGCGAAGAUUCAGCGUAUCGCUGCGAUGAUAGAAGAUUCGAUAGUUCCGCUUGCCCAGCUCAAUGUGUAUGUGAAGUGUGUAGAGUCAGCAUAUCAGGAGUAUUGUUCUUUCCACAACCAAUUAACAGCGGUUCUUUCCAAUGAAGAAAUGGAUGAACAUGAUACGGAUUACGCUAUUUUUGAGGAAACAUAUCAUCACGUGAUGAUUCGACUGGAAACCUUAAUCCUAGAGAAGAGGAAUUAUGUUGAGCCGGCUCCGCCGCAAGUGGUCAUCCGUCAGCAGCCUCUCAAGGCACCGGUCCCAACCUUUAAUGGACUUUACGAGAAUUGGCCAAAAUUCAAGGCUACCUUUCUCGACAUCAUGUCUCAGUCCAAUGAUAGUGACGCUAUCAAGCUAUAUCAUUUGGACAAGUCGCUUGUAGGAGCUGCUGCAGGGAUACUUGAUGCCAAAACGGUGAAUGAAAACAAUUACGCACACGCUUGGGAGAUACUAAACGAACGCUUUGAGAAUCCACGAGUGAUAAUUGACAAUCACAUCAAAGGUCUGCUAACGAUGAAAAAGAUGUCAACCGAAUCACAUCGAGAGCUGCGUCAACUACUCGAUAGCUGUACAAAGCACAUAGAAAAUCUCCGGUACUUCAAGCAUGAGCUGACAGGCAUCUCCGAGCUAAUGGUGGUUCAUUUAAUUUCGGCCAGCAUGGAUCGAAACACGCGAAAGCAAUGGGAAGGAACAAUUGCGAAGGGUGAGUUGCCAAGCUACGAUGGCACAAUCACAUUCCUGAAAAAACAGUGCAACGUACUAGAAAAUUGCGAAGAGGUAGUUAAGUUGCCAAGUAGUUCCAAGUUAGUACAGAAAUCAGCAUUUUCCCCGAGAGUAACCACGAAUGCAGCUACAGACAGUGUUAGCGAGUUGUGUGAUUUCUGUAAAGGUGCUCAUAAAAACUUUCAGUGUGACAUCUUCAGAGGCAUGAAUGUAUCGCAACGUGUUGAGAAGGUGCGUGAAUUAGGCAUGUGCUUCAACUGCCUCCGGAAAGGGCAUCGUAUAAAAGAUUGUCCCUCCGAGCGUAAGUGCCAAAAAUGUCGAAUGCGUCAUCACACGCAGCUGCAUGAUGAUAGCGUGUGGAGAUCAUCGAGAUAUCAGAAAUCAAAUCCAUCAGUUACCGGUAAGCCACAAUUUGAUCGUUCUCCUGUACUAGCAUCCAGUGCAGAAAUUAAUACUAGCGAUGCUGUAGCAACAACUUGUUCAAUCGCCAAGUCCAAUGCUAAGCGGACAGUCAUGCUUUUAACGGCAAUGGUCAACAUCGUCGAUCGUCGAGGCAAGGCUCAUUCUUGUCGCGCUUUAUUAGAUUGUGGAUCGCAAGUCAACCUUAUCUCCAAACGAAUGGUUGAUUUGAUCGGUUUGAAAACUUUUCCCACCAGUGUUUUGAUUGCUGGUGUUAAUAACAAGGCAAGCAAAAGCGACAAAAAGGCCAAUGUGGAGAUUUUGUCAACCAACAACGAUUUUCGAACAGUCCUAGAAUGCAUCGUAACACCGUCAGUAACCGGUUUAAUACCAAGCUCGUUUAUUGAUACUCGCAACUGGUGUAUACCUCCAGAAUUCCAGUUAGCCGAUCCUUAUUUCAACGCUCCGCAAGCGGUCGAUUUGCUUAUAGGUAACAGUCAUUUCUUUGCAUUGCUGAAACCAGGUCAGCAUAAGCUUGGAGCGAAUUAUCCAGAACUCCGCGAAACUCGACUUGGUUGGGUUGUAACUGGAGAAGUAUAUGAGCCAUUAGUCGAAGCUGACUCCGUGUAUUCUCAUAAGAUAACCGUUGAAGACGUUCAUAAAGCUAUGCAACGUUUCUGGGAAAUAGAAGAUGUCGCCGAAGCACCAGUUUUGUCUUCAGAGGAGCAGGAAUGUGAGGAGCAUUUUCGUGCCACGCAUAAGCGUGAUUCUUCAGGACGGUUUAUCGUUCAGCUGCCGUUGAAGGAGAAUGUUGUUCAUCUGUCCAACUGCCGAGAUCUUGCAUUAAAGCGAUUUUAUAUGCUAGAACAUCGUCUUUCUCGUAACUCAGCGCUUCGGGAGCAAUAUGUAAAAUUCAUACAAGAAUACGAAAGUCUUGGCCACUGCAAGCAAGUUGACGAGCGGAAGGAUCUUCCAGCUCAGCGAAAUUGUUAUUUGCCUCACCAUGCCGUAAUUCGUCCAGACAGUACUACGACAAAAUGCAGGGUUGUUUUCGACGCAUCUGCUAAGCCUUUAAGUUCCAGUUUGUCUUUAAAUGAUGUCCAAAUGGUAGGUGGUACUGUUCAAUCUGAUUUGUUCUCCAUAGUAUUACGGUUCCGUAAACAUAAAUAUGCAUUCACCGCAGACAUUAGCAAAAUGUAUCGCCAAAUUUCUGUAGAUUCUAGCCAAACCAGUUUGCAAAGAAUCUUCUGGCGAGAAGGUUCAGAAUUACCCUUGAAGGUUUUAGAAUUGACGACAGUAACAUAUGGAACAGCAAGUGCUCCAUUCCUAGCGACACGAUGCCUGAAGCAGCUAGCAGACGAUGAAAUAAAUAAUUAUCCAAUGGGAGCUGCUACUGCAAUGAACGAUUUCUACGUUGAUGAUGUCCUUUCAGGCGAUGAUACAUUAGAAUUGGCAUUAGAGCGACAAAGGCAGGUCAAGCAACUAUUAGCAAGUGGUGGUUUUCCAAUCCAUAAAUGGUGCUCGAAUUCGGACGAACUACUGGCAUAUAUUCCUGCUGUCGAACGGGAACAAAAAAAGGUUUUAGCAGACACCAACACGAACACAGUUAUUAAGGUUUUAGGAAUAAUGUGGGAUCCGCAGUUUGAUCAGUUCAUGUUUUUAUCGAAGCCUUCUGAAGCGAAUCAAUCCUUUGAUGUGCCGACCAAACGGAUAAUAUUUUCUGGAAUCGCGAGAUUAUUUGAUCCGUUAGGACUCGUUUCUCCCGUAAUUGUAUUGGCUAAGAUACUGAUGCAAGAUUUAUGGCGCAGCAAGGUCGGUUGGGACGAACCAGUCGACAUAGAGCACCAGUUAAGAUGGAAACAGUUCCAGAACGCUCUUCCUCAACUUAAUGAUAUUCGCAUUCCAAGGCGCGUAAUUUCAGACGACUGCAGUGUUCUUGAACUUCAUGGAUUUGCUGAUGCUUCCGAACAGGCGUACGGAGCAUGUGUUUACGUCCGCAGUAUUCACUCCAAUGAGUCGGCGCAACUACAGCUGCUUUGCAGUAAAUCAACCGUAGCACCAUUGAAAAAGGUAACAAUACCCAGGUUAGAGUUGAGCGCAGCACGGUUACUUGGUCGCCUCGUCGCCAAGGUAUAUCCGACCAUAAAUAUUUCUUUCCAGCAAGUGGUUCUUUGGUCAGACAGCCAAAUUGUUUUGAGCUGGUUGAAGAAACCUACCGAAAGGCUAGAUAUAUUCGUUCGUAAUAGAGUAGCCGAGAUACAAUCAACAACACGUGAUUUUUCCUGGAAGUAUGUACGCUCAUCGCAGAACCCUGCCGACAUUCUUUCUCGAGGUCAAAUGCCCAAGGAGCUAGAAAAUAACACGUUAUGGUGGUAUGGACCAUCUUUUCUUGCGUCAGCAUAUGAUCAGUUGUCGGACCCAGUAGAACUUCCAAACAGUGAACUUCCAGAGAUGAAAUCUUUAGUCACCGCCCUACCUGUAACGAAGGAACAACCAUUAGCUGUGUUUUCAAAAUAUAGUUCAUUUAGAAAAUUGCAACGAAUCAUCGCUCUGAUGCUGCGAUUUAUUCAUAACUGCAAGCAACGAGAUCCAGCGGCACGAGUCUUCAAGGAAUUACCAACAAUCGACGAACAAAGAAAGGCGUUGCUUGUGAUCUUCAAGGUUGCUCAAAAGCUUGAGUAUAGUGAUGAAAUUGGGAGAGUAAAAUCUGGUACGAUGUGUAAGAAACUAGCCGCUCUCGGUCCGAUUUUAGUGGACGGAUUGCUAAGAGUUGGAGGGCGAGUUCAACACUCUAAACUUCCAUUUGCUUCUAUGCACCAAAUCAUUUUGCCCAAUAAUAGUCCUAUUACCAGAUCCUUUAUUCGCCAGUUACAUGUUGAGCACCUUCAUCUAGGUCCAACAGGUUUAUUAAACGUUCUUCGGCGAAAUUACUGGGUAGUUAAUGCUAAUUCCACCCUCCGCUCAGUGACAAGAGCCUGCAUUAAAUGUUUCAGGGUGCGACCGACAGAAACAUCGCAGUACAUGGGUAACCUUCCUGCCUAUAGAGUAACGCCCGCACCGCCUUUCGCUGUAACCGGUGUGGAUUAUGCUGGACCAUUUUUUAUCAAACAAGGUGUACGGAAGGGAGCUACAGUGAAGGCUUAUAUUUCAGUUUUCGUAUGCAUGGUUACACGAGCAAUACAUUUGGAGUUGGUGUCAAGCAUGUCAACUAAUGCGUUUUUGGCAGCCCUUCAGAGGUUCAUCAGUCGUCGAGGUAUCGUUCAGCAAUUGCAUUCAGAUAACGGUACUAAUUUUCGUGGCGCUUCACAUGAAUUAAAUCAGCUGUACCAGAUGUUUCAAAGAGAGCAGCAAGCACAUAAUAUCGAAUAUUUCUGUUUGUCAAAGGCUAUUGAUUGGCAUUUCAUACCACCGGAUGCUCCAGAGUUUGGUGGUUUGUGGGAGGCAGCAGUAAAAAGUACCAAGAUUCAUUUAAAAAAAGUAUUGGGAAACACAUCUCUCAAUUUCGAACAAUUUGCAACUGUUUUGACGGAGAUUGAAGCUGUCCUGAAUUCACGUCCUCUCUUCGCAACCACAUUGGAUCCGGACCAGAUUAAAAUAAUAACACCGGCAGACUAUCUUAUCGGUCGUCCACUGACGGCAAUUCCGGAGCCCUCCUUAGAGAACAUUAAGGUUAAUCGAUUGGACAAAUGGCAGCAUUUACAGAUGUUACGAGAACAUUUCUGGAAGGCCUGGAACAGGGACUAUCUUAGCAGUCUUUAA
This is a messenger RNA of Sabethes cyaneus, 5097 nucleotides long. RefSeq lists its product as uncharacterized. The transcript has a single exon. Gene Ontology annotation, biological process: DNA integration. Lineage: Eukaryota; Metazoa; Arthropoda; Insecta; Diptera; Culicidae. The coding region runs from base 1 to 5097 and encodes 1698 amino acids. Gene Ontology annotation, molecular function: zinc ion binding; nucleic acid binding. The record is from RefSeq and is a predicted model, not a curated record.